Spodoptera exigua (beet armyworm) is the source of this 2293-nucleotide messenger RNA. NCBI's taxonomy places the organism in Eukaryota, Metazoa, Arthropoda, Insecta, Lepidoptera, Noctuidae. The record is from the annotation of a GenBank genome assembly.
AGAGCUGUCAAAUUAGACAAGUGUCAAAAAUAUCAUUACACUUUUUGUAAGCACAAAACAGCCGGAGUUGGAUUUAUUGCACAAUAUUACUUUAUAAGUCAUUCUUCGUUGCGACCACGUUGAGGGUCGGCAUGUAAACAAGGAACAGUAUUUGCCUCGUAUUAUUAGUGACAAAAAAUAACCUAUAAUGGCGUCUAAAUCAGAAAACGUUCGUGCAAGGAUCGUAAAGGCAUACGAAUUAGAUGAAAUUGAAAAGUUAAUCAAAGAUGCGAAAGUCGCACAUGUUAUGCUUACUGAGGCACCUCCACUGGUGGAUGAGGCAAGUGUAUUGACCCGCCUUAGUGCCCUCACUCUUCGAAGUUCAGAUGGUAUUAGUUGUUCCUGUUGUGGUGUUGGUCCGUUCACUACCAGAGCGCAGCAGACAGCUCAUUAUAAACACCACUGGCAUACACACAAUCUAAAAAGGAAGCUGUUUGGCCGGAAACCUAUUAGUCUUGGAGAAUAUACUGCUCGGCAAGAUGAAAGUUCCAAUGUAUCAGCCAGUGACUCUGAAGCUGAUGACAAUCCUGAUGCAGCAGCUACUGAACUAUUUGCAGCUGCUACCCGCCACUGCAAGGCAUUCUACUCCAACCCCAAGGGACAGGUGUUCUGUAUUUACCGCUGUUUGCUGCACCAUAGGAAGGAAGAAAUGUCACAUGACGGCGAGGGUCAUUUUUGGGCUCGUCGUCUAAAAGACCUCCUUAGUCCAGGUUUUGGACGUUGGGCUGUACUCAUGGUAUCUGGUGGUCACUUUGCUGGUUGCAUUUUCACUGGAGGCAGUGACGCAAUCCACAAAACGCUCCACUCGUACACCACACGACGAGGUCAAGGAAUGGCUCAGUCAACCAGGGAUCAAACUGGCAACGCACCAAAGUCAGCAGGCGCUAGCUUGAGGAGGUACAACCAGGAACAGUUUCUUGCGCACGUUCAAAAUAUUCUGGUGAGCUGGAAUGAUGACCUUAAAGGCUGUUCGCUGGUGUUUUACCGAGCUGUGGGGACGAUUAAUCAAGCUGCCCUCUUCGGAAAACCAUCGCCUUUGAGGAAAGAAGAUCCGAGAGUUAGACAACUGCCCUUCCCGACGCGGAGACCCUCUUUCAAAGAGGUGAAAAGGGUGUUCCAGACUUUGGCCAGUAUUGAAGUUUAUGAAUCAUUGCAAGACUUCCAGAAAGGGCUGUUAGCUCUCAAUGGCGGUAAAAUUCCAUCAAAAACCAACUCUGACAUUCAUGUCAAAAAAGCACAAAAAACUCCGUCAAAAACAUUUGACAGAGCCAAAUCUAGAGAACGUGCUCCUCGCGAGCUCCCCACCCAAGUGACUUCAAGCGAAGACGAAGGUCCUUGCUACAUUGACUCCGAAACACCAGCCAAUUGGAUUAAAACUCUAUCAGAACAAAGUAGUAACGGCAUCAUUACCAACUCACGGAAAGAUCUUCUUAACGACUGUGUGAUCACCAGCUGUGUAGAGUCAGAGAGUGAGAAAGAGAUAGUAGAGAAAAAAGAAGAGCCGAGAAGAAAGAAAAAAGGGAACAAGAAACCUGAUGAAAAGACUGCGCCUGUGAAAAAGGGACCUCCUAAGAUUCCUGCUAAUGUUAAGAAUAUGUGGAGAUCAAUUUUAGACAAAGACAACACUAGCCUAGAAACAAUUAUUGAAGCGUUCGAGGGUGACAUUCAAGCUGCUUGCAACACUCAGGAUCCUAUUGAUGGCAACACUGCAUUGCACAAAGCCGCCAUUGCUGCUAAACCAGAGAUGGUCACUCAGAUCCUGACAGCAGGCGGGGACCCUUGCAUCAAGAACCAUGACCUUCAGACUCCGUACGCGGCCACUCCACACGCUGACACUCGGAUCGCGUUCCGAAUGUUCCAAGCACAACAUCCCGAUAAAUACAACUAUUCCAAGUCCCAAAUUCCUGGUCCGGUUACUCCAGAGCAGUUAGAACAAGAGAAAGAGAGGAAAGCACAACAAAAGAAAGCGAAACGUCAGCGCGAGAAAGAGAGGCAAGCUGAUAAGAUGAAGGGGAACGCGUUCUUACUGCUGACUGACGACCAAAAGAGGAAAGUUCCAGUAGAAGAACAAAGGUGUUUCCUUUGCGGUACUCAGCUGCCCAAAGUACCAUUCGAGUACGACGGGUGCAAAUUCUGCCAGAUGCCUUGCCUACACAGCCAUCGGAAGAUCAGGCCGCUAAACAAAAGUGUUGAAUAAUACUAUUUUUAUAAUAUAUUAUAUGCAUAUUGAUUAGAUGACAAAUAAAUGCGGGUG